CACGGACUGGAUCAAGUUCUGAUACUGAAAUUCUGCUCCCACAACCUUGAUGCUGGCAAAAUUGUCCCAAUGGACAGAUGCCAUAAGAACCAAAAACUGAACUGAACUGAUUCAUGCAUCAUUCGUGACAGUACUUUGUUUGACGUUUAUUAAUAGUUCUAACCUCAAAAAUAUUGAAAUAGUGAAUUAGUGACCAGUUUUCUUCGCAAGAAGCUAUAACAUUUGUUAUAAAUUAAUCUAUUACUUAAGAUAAUAACAUGGCGAAACCUGCAAACAAGACUGGGAAGAAGUCGAGCGAGGAGGUGUUCACCGGUUUCCAGACCCUGCGCGCCGAGCAACGGCAGCUCGCCAACAAGAUCUCGGAGCUGGAAAUGGACUUAAACGAGCACAAGAUUGUGGUGGAGACGCUGAAAGGCGUGGAGGCCGACCGGCGCUGCUUCCGCAUGGUGGGCGGCGUGCUGCUGGAGCGCACAGCGGGCGCCGCGCUUGCCGAGCUUGAGGCCAACCUACAGCGCCUGCCGCAGGCCCUUGCUGCGCUCAACGAGCAACUUGCUAACAAGGGCCAGGAAAUAAAUGCUUAUAUUGAGACCCACGACAUCCGCCUGCAGCGCGGCGCCACCACAGCGCCCGCGCCCGCGCCCGAGGCAGAGGCACCCUCCUCGCAGCAGAACAAUGUGCUGGUCGCCAGCGGCUGACCACUCACCCACUCAGCAGUCAGCACGGCACCCCCCAUUACAGUGCUUACAUUUUCACUUUGUUAUAAUAAAAGUUACUGAAACUGUAUAGACUGUGUAAAUACCUGAUGUGGUAAAUCUGCUCAUUGCCAGUUUCAGGCACUAAGCUCGAAUUAACAAGUUUCAGAUAUUUUACUAACAACUGUGUAUAUCCUUGUGUGGGCUCAAAUACUUAUUCAUCUACAUUGUGUAGGUUGUAGAAGCCUUGAGAGAUUUACUUAAUUUUCAAAUGAAGAGUUUCUUCUUUUAAAUUAUGCUUCAGAAAAAUGUAACAUAAACCCAAAAUGAUUCUAAAUUAGGUACAUAUUAAUAAGUACGUAUUUUCGUUGGCUAUAAAAUAAACCAACAAUUCAAAUUGCUUGCUUUCAAAUUCAAAGUGCUUAAAUAGUAAAUAUCAAAUUCAAAAAAUAUUUAUUUUUAAGUUGUAUGGAUUAAACAUAUUUUAUGAAUUAAUACUGUUUAACAUUUUUUAAGAGUACCUAAAAACAAAUUCAAAAUAUCAUAAUCACAAAAGUGUUAAAUAGCGUCUCAUGCACCCUAGCUAGGUCUCCUAACUACCAGUUUUCCAGACAGUGACACGUGUAUAAUGGGCGCGCCAAAGUUCAUAUAAAAUUGCAAAUUCGAUUAUUGAAACCCCGAAAAUGUAUUUCAUACAAUUUUACAUCCUAAUGAUCAUUAUACAUUUUCAUUUUAAACAAUA
Cydia strobilella is the source of this 1434-nucleotide messenger RNA. It is a transcript of the gene Pfdn2, whose product is annotated as prefoldin subunit 2. The record is from RefSeq and is a predicted model, not a curated record. The coding region runs from base 258 to 695 and encodes 145 amino acids. Gene Ontology annotation, cellular component: prefoldin complex; cytoplasm. Gene Ontology annotation, biological process: protein folding. The transcript has 3 exons. Lineage: Eukaryota; Metazoa; Arthropoda; Insecta; Lepidoptera; Tortricidae. Gene Ontology annotation, molecular function: protein folding chaperone.